Molecule: messenger RNA, 2911 nt
Organism: Ostrea edulis (European flat oyster)
Lineage: Eukaryota; Metazoa; Mollusca; Bivalvia; Ostreida; Ostreidae
Product: glutamate--cysteine ligase catalytic subunit-like
Exons: 16
Coding region: 648-2663 (671 amino acids)
Biological process (GO): glutathione biosynthetic process
Cellular component (GO): glutamate-cysteine ligase complex
Molecular function (GO): glutamate-cysteine ligase activity
Source: RefSeq, a predicted model, not a curated record
CGCUAGGAAAUUGAUUAGACAAGGCGUUCGGACUCGUAAUCACUAAUAUAGCCUGGUUCCCGAGGCCUUCCGAUGUUCAAAAAAAUGCCUCGGGAAUCAGCAUAUGCUCAAUAUAGCUUUGUCCUGCGGAAGUAGUUAUGCGCAUAUGCAGAAAGUAUCAUGAAAUGGUCUUACUGUGGAAGGUAAAAGUGAAAGUACAAUUUCCAGUUGAUAGUGAUCGCAGUUUUUUCUGUUGUGGUGGUGAUUUCCCCAUUAGUAGCACUAACGAAGGACCAACAGUUUAAAAUAAAAUCUUUCGGAGUGUAUUUAUGCCAGCCAGAAUCAAAUCGAAACUACAUUAGCGCUCCCUAGCGGUAAUAUUCUUUACGAGACUCUCUGCUCGUCUGAGAUUUGCGUAGACAGGCGAGCGUCUGGGAAUACACCGCAAAUUGGGGCGAACCGUCCUAGUGCGAAUCGUCUUAGUACGAAACGUCUUUUGGGGCGAAACGUCCCGCUACCGCGUCUGGUGGACCUAAACUAUUCGCACCAUGAUCACUGCGCAUGUGUUAGUAUUCAAUAUAAACAUUGGACCACGUUAUUGACAUUAUAUUAUGCUGUUAUACUGUCGGACACUCGAGGAAUUUUGUGAAUCUUUAUAACAAAACGGAAUGGGUCUAUUGUCCGAAGGCUCCCCUCUAGAAUGGUCAGAAACAAAAGCAAACGCUGAUCAUGUGCGGAAACAUGGCAUCAGACAGUUCAUUAAUCUGUACCACAAACUUCAGGACCGGACCAAAGAUGUGCUAUACUGGGGAGACGAGGUUGAGUACAUGCUGGUUAAAGUGGACAAGGAGAAGAAGAAAUCCCAGUUGGCUCUUUACGCUGAACCGAUCCUGAAGGAGUUACAAAAAGAAGAGCUCAUCAAUCCUAAGAACCAUCCGACAACAUGGCGUCCGGAGUAUGCGAAUUACAUGGUGGAGGGGACCCCUGGGAAACCAUACGGGGGAAUGAUGGCACACUUCAACGUCGUCGAAUCCAACAUGAGGCUCAGGAGGGAAGAGAUUCAGAAGUGGUGCGGUAAGGACAUUGUCCCACUGUCUCUGACCACCUACCCAAGAACGGGGUGUCCUGGAUUCACUGAACCGGAACAUACACCCACGCCUACCGGUGGAGCAUCAAUGUCACUCUUCUAUCCCGAUGAAACAAUUUUUCCAGGACAUCCACGAUUUAAAACAUUAACUAGGAAUAUAAGGCAGAGAAGAAACAAAAAAGUAGCAGUCAACAUUCCAGUUUACAAGGACAAGAAUACCAAGACACCUUACCUGGAUGAUUUCCCAGCCCUGAACGGGGCCAAGUCUGACCCGGACCAUGAGUCCGUGAUGGGUGCCAUGCCUGAUCACAUCUACAUGGACUGUAUGGGGUUUGGUAUGGGGUGUAGCUGUCUCCAAGUCACCUUCCAGGCCUGUAACAUCACCGAAGCCAGGAAACUUUACGACGAAUUGACACCCUUGUGUCCCAUCAUGCUGGCCCUCAGUGCAGCAGGUCCCAUUUAUCGUGGUUAUUUAGCUGACAUUGAUGCGAGGUGGACAGUCAUAUCACAAUCAGUGGAUGACAGGACGGAUGAGGAAAGGGGUGAAAAACCUUUGAAAGAAAACAAGUUUGUGAUCAACAAAUCCCGCUAUGACUCUAUAGACAGUUAUCUGUCGCCAUGUUACCGAUGUAAUAACGACAUUGACCUCGUAUACGACCACGAUAUAUACAAGGAACUCAUCGAAGCAAAUGUGGAUGAGCCACUCUCCAAACACAUAGCUCAUUUGUUUAUUCGUGAUCCCAUUUCGCUGUUCAGUGAGAAACUCCACCAAGACGAUGAACGUGACACAGACCACUUUGAGAAUAUCCAGUCCACCAACUGGCAGACAAUGAGGUUCAAACCUCCGCCACCAAACAGCAAUAUUGGAUGGAGAGUCGAGUUUCGACCCAUGGAGGUCCAGUUGUCAGACUUUGAGAAUGCUGCCUACACAGUAUUUAUAGUCUUGCUGACCAGGGUCAUCCUGACGUAUGGAUUGAGUUUUGUUAUUCCUAUAUCUAAGGUCGAUGAGAACAUGAAAACGGCUCAUCAUAGGGAUGCUGUGCUCAACGAAAAAUUCCACUUUCGCAAGGAAAUCUUUACAGACUGCACCCCGGAAGAGUUCACCAAGUGUAUGCCUGAAUUUUGUGCCGAGUCAAAGUGUUCCAAGAAAGUAGAGGACCAAUAUAAGGAAAUGACGAUAGACGAGAUCAUCAACGGAAGUGCCGACUUCGCUGGCAUGAUUCCACUGAUUAAUGGCUACCUGAACAGCAUGGAGGACCAAGAUUUGGAUGUAGAUACCAGAUGCACUAUAUCCAACUACCUCAACUUGAUAUCUCAUCGAGCCUCAGGUCAGUCCGAGACAACAGCAAACUGGAUGAGGAACUUUGUCUUGAAUCACAAAGACUAUAAACACGACUCAGUGGUGUCCGAUGUGAUCAAUCAUGACCUGAUGCUGGCGUGUAUUGACCGCAGCAAGUGCUGCAUGUCCACCACUAAGACUAACCUCACAAUACCCGAGGCCCUCAUCAAGUCCGAGAACUAUCUGAAUAAGAAGAACCCGCACACUUACACCAACACUUUGCGAGGGGAUGUCAUGAAUGGUGGGGUUGGUGAAUAAACUUGUCACAAAGACAGAAUAACGACUUAUUUUUAACAAAUAUUACCGGGAAUUUGAUUUGAUAUUAAGGAUAAUUGGUUUAAUCAGGGUAGUGAUUUGUGCCAUGGACUGUGAUCAAGCAUGCUCAGAGCAUCAUCAUUUAAUUCAUUUUAUUAACAUGAUUAAUGUUGUACAAUGUGUAUUUUAUUGAUGCAGGCAUAAAACAAAUAUCAUAAAGUGCUAAAAUUAAAGAUUUAUCUCAUAAUGAA